Messenger RNA from Nylanderia fulva, 676 nucleotides. The record is from RefSeq and is a predicted model, not a curated record. Lineage: Eukaryota; Metazoa; Arthropoda; Insecta; Hymenoptera; Formicidae.
GCAGUUGAAGAAGUGAUGUACAAACAGUAAUCGUAUCGAAGUGCGAGGUAACACCAGAUCAGUGCAUUUUAUAUUCCAAACAACAAUGAAGACAUUUCUACUUAUUGCGUUUUUGAUAACAAUAUCCUACGCCGCUGAUCGUGAAAAAUUGAAGUUAUUCUAUCAAAUCCACCAAAAAUGUCUCAAGGAACAGAAUGCACAAGAUUUUACUCCAGAAGUGGUCCGAUGUAUAUUCUACGAUCGUGAAGUAGUUGACGAUAAGGCUGUAGUUAUAAAAGAGAAACUUUUUACAAUUUACGGAUAUAUAAUUUCCGAUGAAAACAAAUUAAAUCAAGCAAAAGAGAUCUUUACUAAGUGUGACGAACAAGCAAAACGAGCGCCAGGAACUAACGAGGAGAAGCUUAUGUUAACUAUUUCAUGCACAAUGCCAAUAAAAGAUCUACUCGACAAACCCCCGCAAUGAAAAAAAAAAGAUCACUUUUUCUUUCACAUAAUAUUCAUAUAAAAUAGUAACGAUGAAGAGAUAAAGUAUAUAUAAUGAGAUACAAAUACUUUUGAUCCAUUUUUUAUACUAACGGGUUAUUGGGAAUUUUACACAACAAUUUUUUUGUCGUUUGAAUUAACAUGUACUUAUUUUAUAUUAUAUUUAAUAAAAUUAUAAUUUUUUUGAAACAAG